AUGGGAGACCGCACUUUGUUCGUACCUCCGCAUAUAGGAGAAAAUGUGUUGCCAAAUCUUCCCUUCUUUCAUAGACUACUGCGUUAUGCGCAACGUACGCCUUCUCCAAUUGUGGUCCGGGACUUGGUUGCCGGCGUGGAAAAGACAUAUCAACAUCUUAUUUCGGAUGUGUUGGCCUUCCGCAAGGUGUUGGAAAGGUCACUCAGCCAUGAAGCUCGAAGCAAGUUGAUUGCGGACAAAGAGGUAUACAUUGGGUUACUUGCACCGGGAGGGUAUGAAUACACUGUUGGCUUCAUCGCUAUCCUUGCAAUCGGUGCGGCAGUCGUUCCCAUGGCUGCUACAAUACCAGCAGAAGAAGCCUCGUAUUUCUUAUCGAAGGCGCGAUGUGUGGCUUUGGUAGCCAGCACAACCAGCGAAAAGACUGCACAGUCUGUGGUUCGCUAUAUGGGAGAAAGUAAGGGAGUGGACAUUCCCUGUAUAUCCCCAAUCGCAUCUCAUUUUCGUCCCACGCUUCUCCCAUCAGAUGAAGUGACCAUCUCUUCCGGCCCGGUUCCAGACAUGAACGCGGCAGCGUUGGUGAUCUUCACUUCCGGCACGACAGGGCCCCCCAAGGGCGCUGUACAGCGUCGAAGUUAUAUCUCCGGCAAUGGGGAAGCCGAUGCAAACUAUUACCGAAUAACAGAAAAGGAUAUAGUCCUCCAUAUCCUUCCAGUGCAUCAUGCCUCCGGUGUGGGAUUGACUUUCCUCCCGUUCCUCGUGGCCGGCGCAUGUAUCGAGUUCCGCAGUGGCAGUUUCGAUGCAUCAUGGACGUGGGAGCGCUGGCGACAAGGAGGUCUUACCUUUUUCUCUGGAGUACCAACCAUAUACAUGCGUAUGAUGCGGUACUAUGAAGAGAACAUUGCACACCAAGCUUCUGAGAUACGUGACCAGUAUAUUGCUGGUGCGCGUCAGAUUAGAGCAAUGCUGUGUGGUACUUCGGCGCUUCCGGGGCCUGUACAAGAGUUCUGGCAUCAAAUCAGAAACAAGCCAAUUCUCACUCGAUAUGGUGCGACGGAGUUUGGUGCAGUCAUCAAGACUGAACUUGAUUCCGAUGGGACACCGCAGAACAGUGUUGGCUGUGUAGCUGAGGCGGUUUCACUCAAGCUCACCGAUGAAGGCCAGAUAUUAGUGAAGUGUCCAUAUAUGUUUUCCAAGUAUCUAUUCGACGAGAAAGCAACCGCGGAUGCACAUGAUGUCGAGGGGUACUUCAAAACGGGAGAUAUUGCUCGCCGCGAAGGAAAAUAUUAUUUCAUCCUGGGUCGUGCCUCAAUCGACAUCAUCAAGUCAGGCGGAUAUAAGAUAUCUGCGUUGGAUAUCGAGCGUGAAAUACUGGGUCUGGACUAUGUUUCAGAAGUCAUGAUUGUUGGCGUUGAAGAUGAGGAAUUCGGUCAACGAGUUGCUGCUACUGUCAGUCUCAAACAAGACCAAAAGACAACACGCAGGAGUCUCACGCUCGCCGAGCUCCGCGAGGAUCUGCGGAGUAAGAUCGCUGGAUAUAAGAUGCCGACAAUCCUUCGUGUGGUCGAAGGUGAGUUGCCCAAGUCGGGUACGGGGAAGGUGCAGAAGAAGAUAUUGGGGCCGCAGUUCUUUCCGCCCAACUAUCGAGACCUGCCUGAGGUACAAGUCUGGAGCAGGGAGAAUAAGGCCAAGUUAUAG
Penicillium griseofulvum is the source of this 1695-nucleotide messenger RNA. RefSeq names its product AMP-dependent synthetase/ligase. Bases 1 to 1695 code for a protein of 564 amino acids. The transcript is spliced from 3 exons. The record is from RefSeq and is a predicted model, not a curated record. Lineage: Eukaryota; Fungi; Ascomycota; Eurotiomycetes; Eurotiales; Aspergillaceae. Gene Ontology annotation, biological process: fatty acid metabolic process. Gene Ontology annotation, molecular function: medium-chain fatty acid-CoA ligase activity.